AUGGAGGAAAAUCAAGCUUUUCCAAAAGUCGAUUUACACUAUAAUGGUACUUUUGUGCCUAAUCCAUUAGUGUAUUUUGCUCCAGAAGUACUACGAUUGAAUGAAGAUGCAAACGAGUUUGUUUUCUCCGAUUUCAUCAAAUAUGUUGAGAAGCUUAUCGAUUUUCAGUGCAAGCAUGUGUAUUACUGUAUACCUGAAGUGAGAUUGAGUGAGGGGAUCCAAACACUACAAAAUGAAUGUGACUACUCUCAGUUUCUUGAGGUUGCAAAUGCUAACAGACAUGUGGAUGUGUAUAUUGACCAUGAUAAUGAACCUAUAUUUGAGUGGAUUCAGAAAGAAGAACCAGACGAUGAAGAACUUGUGUAUUCAGAAGAAGAUGUCGACUCUGUUUUUGGAAGAUGA
Molecule: messenger RNA, 402 nt
Organism: Lactuca virosa
Lineage: Eukaryota; Viridiplantae; Streptophyta; Magnoliopsida; Asterales; Asteraceae
Source: the annotation of a GenBank genome assembly